AUGGACCGACGCAACAGCAACAACGACGAGCCAUCGCGACGGCCGAGCAACCCCGAUGUCUUUGACGACGACUACGAAGUUGAUCCGGACGAGGAUGAUUUUAUGCCCUCGGUCUCGGAUGGCUUCCGACCAGCGAACACGAGCGAGGCAUGGCAGGGCGGCCGCCAGAAUCACGACCGGAUAGCAGACGCGCCGCAACGGCAAGCCUCGACAUCGAAACACCCCGAGACGGACCUGCGAAGGACGGCAACGCGAAACAGCACGGCCAAAGUGCGGGACUCUAUGACGCAAGACGGCCGACCACCCCUCAACCGUGGACCCAGCCACCACUCGCCCCUCGCACAUCGCGACUCAGUGAGCUCUACCGGAUCCUUCGCAACGACCAGCAACUCGGAGAACCCGUUCGAGACGGGCCCGAGCCACCCAUAUGGCAUGUACCCCCAGCUAUCAAUGGCACGGCCACUCAGCGUAGCAACAAGCUCCACCGAGCGCCAGCCGCAUCGAUCAAUGUCACUGCAACGCCCGACACAUCCCUACGCCAUGUACUCGCAAAGCGGUAUUGCCGACGAAGAAUCACCAGACGAGCCAGCCCAGCCACCCGUGCCUCAGGUCCAGUCAGCUAUUCCUGUGGGAUUUCCGGGUCUGAACAACGGCUACCACAGAGUGCUUGGGCCUGAUGGCGAGGAGCAGGACAUCAUUGGGCCCGACGGUCACACUGAGCAGCUUCCCCCCUACUCGAGAUAUCCAGAGGAAGGACCAACCAAGGCAUCUUUGGCAGCUGAGGCAAGCGCAUCGUCGCGUGUGAUUCCGGCACCUGUCCAGGUCGAUGCAGAGGAUCCUUUCAACACCCCCGCAUCACCCGUCUCACCACUGAGCACCACUUCCUUCUCGCCACCUUCUCUACCUGCCGCUCCUCUAUUACCUUCGGUUACACCCGCGCGCUUGCCACCUCAAAGACCCGAAACCCAGACCGGCAACUUGGCGCCUGCCAGCUCCACCUCCGUGCAAAGCGGCACUGUUCCAGCGGAACCCUCUGACUCGUCUUCUUCAUCUUUACUGGCGACAGAGAACCACUUCUCAGAGAAGGCGGAGCCAGUCGCGACCAAGAUUAGUUGGCGGAAGAGGAAGCUGUGGGGAAAGGUGCCCAUGGGUGUCGCCCUUGCAGUUCUCAUUCUCGUAUUAGUCUUUGCUGUCGCCCUCGGAGCAGCUAUUGGUACCUUUGCUGCCAAGAAACACAACGACAACGACGACCAAAAUGAGAAUGAAAACCCUCAUGAGGAAGCUCAACCUCAAGUCACGGGUCAGAAUGGAUCACUCUUCGACGCAGUUCCCAUCUCAACACCCGCUGGGCUCUUACCACUGCCAACCGGCUCUUUCGCACUUCCUCUGGGUAUUCCUCAGGAGAGCAACCCUGGAUGUUUGACACAAGCAAACCAAUAUUCUGCAUGGUCAUGCAAGAUGACCUUCGCUCCACUUGUCGUAACUAUCAAUGACACCGUCAUUGGUGGUGAGACUCAGCAAGUUGCGUCCAUAGGUAGCGGACCUUCUGUGCCCAAAGGUUCCAUAUUAUACGGCCUUCAGACUCCUUUACUCGAUACCAAGCCAAUGGAACUAGUGCUCGACCUCGACUACAAAGCCUAUGGCCCAGCCUAUCACUUCUCUGCUCGAUACGACAAAAUAGUCAUCCUGCCGCCCGACGAGCUCAAUUUCGGGUCAGGACUCACAAAGCGACAAGACAACAAGUAUCGACAGCGUUUCGAGGUCAAACCUGGCGACUAUCCUUGGUACUGCUACUGGAACAAUACCUACAUCGAGGGUUACAUCUACUCUGAUGACAACUCGACAGCUGCCGCUUUCACGUCGUUUCCUACUCAAUGGCCUACGCCCACACCUGACCCGACCGGUGCUGGUGCCGUGAACGUUGCUGUAGCAGCAACGUCAGCCAGUAGUACUACAAGCUCUGCACAGCCUGCUGAGGCGUCUGCCACGCCUUCCCCAGUCAACCUGGCAGUACCAGCAUCACUUGCGGCAAGAGACUCCGCUUCCGAUGCUUCUUCACCUCCUCGCAUGCCACCUUAUCCCCGGAUCGUCAAGAUUGAAGAACGCCGGCUCCCUGACUCGCCGCAAGCAUACUGCCAGCAAAUGCUUCUACUCGACAACGGCGAGAUAACAUCGGCACCCAGCCCGAAUGACAGUCCGAUCAGAAUCUGGCUACAAGAAUUAGACCCGACCUACGAAGAGUACUUUGCAGCUCAACCUUCCCAGACAAUCACAUUCGACAGGAAGAGUAAGCGCGAAAGCUCUGCUGACAUUCAGCGUCGUAUGGAUCCUCCAGAUGCCUGUCACUGUCAGUGGAUGUUCAAGUGA
Alternaria atra is the source of this 2367-nucleotide messenger RNA. RefSeq lists its product as uncharacterized. The record is from RefSeq and is a predicted model, not a curated record. Bases 1 to 2367 code for a protein of 788 amino acids. NCBI's taxonomy places the organism in Eukaryota, Fungi, Ascomycota, Dothideomycetes, Pleosporales, Pleosporaceae. The transcript is spliced from 2 exons.